UGUGGUCUUGAGUUGAAAACUGAAAGAUAGUGUUAUUUUGAAAUUAAAACAAAUUAAAUAAUUCUUAAAGAUCCAAAUCUCAUUUUGAAACACAAAGAGCGAAGAAAUCAUUGGACUUGUUCCUCAUGAAAAGUUUUUGUCCAAUUUGUUGAUGCCAUCAUUUAUACAAUUUGGUAUUGGUGGACUUUCAAGGUUACAUGUAUUAGUGGAAUCAUUUUUUUAUUGAUUCCAAACUCCGAAUACAAAAUAUAAACAACGUCCAAAAUCAACUGGGUUCAAUUUGUUGACAUUUUUCUGAGAUGACAAUGCAACAAUAUUGCCUUAGAUGGAAUAAUCACCAGCCCAAUUUUAUUUCCGUAUUUUCUAGUCUAUUGAAUAGUGAAUCAUUAGUUGAUGUAACAUUAGCAGCAGAAGGAAGACAUUUACAAGCCCAUAAAGUAGUUUUGUCGGCAUGUAGCUCUUAUUUCCAAUCUUUGUUCACAAUUAAUCCAUGCCAACAUCCAAUUGUGAUUCUUAAAGAUGUGAAGUUUGUGGAUCUGAAAAUUAUGGUUGACUUCAUGUAUUAUGGAGAGGUUAAUGUGUCACAAGAGCAGCUACCACACAUUCUCAAAACUGCGGAAAUGUUGAAAAUUAAAGGACUGGCAGAAAUCCCUGUGGAUCAGUCCAUCUCUAGACAAGACAACACAUCUGAUCGAGCUGAACUUUUAACAACAGUUGACACAAGUUGGAACAAUGAGCCGAUUCAAAAUCAAUCUUCACCUUCUCCCUGCCCGUCUUCGCCUUCAUGUAGAAGAAAACGAUUACGGAAAUCAUCAACAGGCUCUGGAUCUGGUUCUUUAGAAAAAUCAGUGGAAGAGUCACAUUUAGGGGAUUCCGCUCAUACUAAUAUCAGUGUGGAAACAGUCAUCAAAUCAGAUCCUAGCUACAAUAUGGAUAAUAUAACCAGUCAAAAGAAGCAGAGCAGUAGUGAUUCCGAGCUGCAAAGAGGUAGUUCUCAUGAAAGUAGUGAGGGAAGUUUGAAACAGCACAUUCAUUUGCCUAUAUCCCAGCAAGAAUACACAACCAUACAAACUAUAACUGAUACAAAUAUCGAAGUGCCGAAACCCUCAACCAGUACAUCCCAUCCGUCAGAUUGUCAUAAACCUAAUGUAACUACACACGCACAACUAUCUCAACAGUUUAUACAUCACAGCCAACUCGCUAUGGGAACCAAACGAGGACGAUUCCUCAUGAGGCAACAGCGAAUCAAAAAAGAAAACGAUGGCAAUCAUCCAUGUGAUGGCGAUCCUCCUUCCGUCCAUUACUUGGCAGUUCCACCGAUGCGUAUGGAGAGGCAAUGCUCCGAUCCUUUACCCACGAACUCUCCACCUCCUGGCAGUUUAUUAGCAGUUCCUGGUUCCGUCUUGUUGAAGCAGCACUCCCAUCCUCUUUUAUUGAGUCAGUCAAGAUCCUUUUCACCACCUUCGAAUAUUCAUUCUUUCGUACACUCCUCGAAGCUCGGAGAUCAAGCAGAAAGGGCGAUGAGUCCAGUUGUAGUGGUAACAGAUCCAUUGUCCGUAUCUCAGGAACUUCCACUGAAAGGAGAUAUUCCUCAGAUGCCGACAGCUACAUUGAGAGUUAGGACAGAUGAGCUAAAAAGGAGUGUUUCGUCUCCACAGACUAGCACCAGAUCUACCCAUUGCCCCGUUGUGAGACCUGGCCCAGCGCUAGGUUGCAACUACUGCUGGAAUACAGUAGACGCUCAUGGGCGAAUAUUGAGAAGAAAAACCAAAUAUCACUGUCCAGAAUGUCAAACCAACCUAUGCAUAGUUCCGUGCUUUCAGGAGUACCAUGAAAGACACAUGAAUCCCAGUCAAACUGACCCUAUUGCACUUACCACAUCAGUCAUGCGUGUUUUUCCUAAAACUACUUCGAUGUGAAACUGUUGAAAGUUGAAAUUCCGAAUUUUAUAAAAGUUGUUUACUCGAAAACAAUCCACAGGGAUACGAGGAAUUUGAACAAUGGUGAUAAAUGAGAUUGUGAGACAUAUUUUAUUGCCUCAAAUAAUUUGACAAAUGGCUCUCUUUUAUUCCAUUUGAAUUUGUUCAAGUACUCAUCAGAGAACGUAGUGAUUAUUGAAAUAAAUCCUAUACCUGUGAAGUUUUUCAUAGAUGAUUGCUAUUUAAAAAAAUUAAGGAUGAAGAAGCUGAAUGAAAAUACAGGAACAAAUUGAUUGAUUGGGCAGAAAAACCGUUAUAUAACAAUUUAUACUAAAUGUUGCAGUUUUUAUGGCAGAAUGCCUUUAACAAUUGGAUUGACUCAGAGAAAUCUAUUUUAUUGAAUCAGAUUAUCUGGUUGUAUGUUGUUUACAUUAUUUGAGAAAUUUUAAAUAGCCGACCUUGUGAAGUUUUUGAAAUGAUAAUUAUAUAGUAGUGAUGGAAUACUUUAUAACUUACCAAAGAUUGGUAUUGGUAACUCAAUUUCCUACAUUUGAAAAUUCAUUGUUGAUACAUAUAUUUUUUAUGAAGAUAUUUAGCUAUGUGGAAGCUGUUAGUCCAAGUUUCUUCUUGAAAUUUAUUUUCGAUACCUGAGAAGUAUUAUUCAUUGUAAAUAUAUGUAUAUAGUUUAAGUGUUGAUGAAUUAUUGCUAUUUUUCUGUUAAAUUAAAAGUUUAGUCUAGACAAAUGUUAUAUACUAUCACAAUGUAAAUUCGUGAUAUAUUGUUGUAGGCUUUCAUGGCUGUAAACAUUGUUGGAUAUCCUGGCUACUUUUGAUUAACCAGGUAGCAUUUUGUUUUUAUCAAACUGAACAGUUUAGUUAUGACUCAUAUGGCUGGUGCUCUUUAAAUAUUUCUGAAUUUUCUGAAAGGCUGGAAAUUUCAAACCUAGGAAUAUUCAGCAAUGUUGCAAAUUGAAUAUUUAUGGAAAAUGACAAGUUAAUGUUACUUGAGUUUACUAAAUGGUGCAUCAUACCAAAUUAUUUAUUUUUAACAUUUCAUCAUUCCUUUGUGAAGGACGCAUUGAAAUGUGAUAGUUUUUUUGGUUCGUAACAUUUUUUGAGUAGUUUGAUCUUUAUCAGAGAUGUAUAAUUAAACCCAAAUGUUGUAAUAUGGUAAAAACCAGUUGAAAGCUUUCGAUGUAUUGAAAAGAAAUAUUUCAUGGUGUAAAUAAGAUGGUAUAUUUUUUGAAA
Molecule: messenger RNA, 3167 nt
Organism: Coccinella septempunctata (seven-spotted ladybird)
Lineage: Eukaryota; Metazoa; Arthropoda; Insecta; Coleoptera; Coccinellidae
Product: longitudinals lacking protein, isoforms H/M/V
Exons: 8
Coding region: 300-1919 (539 amino acids)
Biological process (GO): regulation of transcription by RNA polymerase II
Cellular component (GO): nucleus
Molecular function (GO): protein binding; DNA binding
Source: RefSeq, a predicted model, not a curated record